AUGACAGACUCUCCCGAAAAGGCAGACACGCCCCAGAAAGACCUCGCGCAGCUAGAAAAAGAGCAAGAAAAAGAAGACGCCGCCUUCCUCGCCAACCUCACCCGCGACUCCAAAGAAUUCGACAAGGACAGCGAAAUCGAGCGCAUCCGCGCCGCUUUCCGCGUAAAUGCCUACGACGUCCUCGACUUGYAACCCGGAGUUCCCGAUGAAGAUAUCCGCAAGACAUAUCGCAAGAAAUCCCUCCUGAUCCAUCCCGACAAAACCAGUAAUCCUCACGCGCAAGAUGCAUUCGACCGCUUGGCCAAAGCCUAUCAAAUGCUGCAGGAUGAGAAACAGCGGGCAGUACUGGAUGAAGCGAUUGCGGAUGCUCGAAUGCUGGUCAUGAGAGAUUUGGGAUUGGGCAAGGAGGAUGAGCGGGUCAAGGAUCCGGAUACGGUGUUUAUGGGAAAAUGGAAGGAGAAGACCAAGUGGGUGUUGGCGGAUAUGGAGGCGCGAAGGCAAAGGCAGAUGAAGGCGCAGAUGCAGGAUGAGGGUAGAAAGCAGAAGCAGGAGGAUGCGGAGUUGGCGGAGAGGAAGCGGAAGAGGGAACAUGAGCAGGAUUGGGAGAAGACGAGGGAUCAGAGGAUUGGGAGCUGGAGGGAGUUUUCCAAGAAGACGGAGGAUAAGAAAGAGGGCAAGGGGAAGAAGAAGAAGAUGAAGACGUUGGGUUGA
Messenger RNA from Ramularia collo-cygni, 711 nucleotides. RefSeq names its product related to molecular chaperone (DnaJ superfamily). The record is from RefSeq and is a predicted model, not a curated record. NCBI's taxonomy places the organism in Eukaryota, Fungi, Ascomycota, Dothideomycetes, Mycosphaerellales, Mycosphaerellaceae. Bases 1 to 711 code for a protein of 236 amino acids. The transcript has a single exon.